This is a messenger RNA of Mesorhabditis spiculigera, 411 nucleotides long. The record is from the annotation of a GenBank genome assembly. NCBI's taxonomy places the organism in Eukaryota, Metazoa, Nematoda, Chromadorea, Rhabditida, Rhabditidae.
AUGCGGCGAAUGGCCUGGAACGCAACCUUGGCUAACGGCGCCUCAACCUACGCCAACACUUGCCCCGGCCUGAAGCAUUCCGGAGCCGCUGGAGUUGGCGAGAAUCUGUACAUCAUCUGGGGCGGGAAGCUGGCAGGACUUGUAACGCUUGGUCCAACGAAGUUCUACACGUACGGACCGGUUGGGUAUACCUUCUCGUCGAAUACUGGACAUGCUACUCAGAUGGCCUGGGCGACUACUACCACGGUUGGGUGUGGAUAUCAGUACUGCACUGGCGACAAAUCGUACUUUGUUGUCUGCCGUUAUUGGCCACCGGGCAACUAUGUCGGCCAAAAAGCCUACGCCCAGGGCACGACUUGCUCGAAGUGUCCAGCCGGCACGAAAUGCGUUGCUGCCAGUGGAUUGUGCGCA